Mizuhopecten yessoensis (Yesso scallop) is the source of this 1463-nucleotide messenger RNA. RefSeq lists its product as uncharacterized. Bases 1 to 435 code for a protein of 144 amino acids. The record is from RefSeq and is a predicted model, not a curated record. NCBI's taxonomy places the organism in Eukaryota, Metazoa, Mollusca, Bivalvia, Pectinida, Pectinidae. The transcript has 4 exons.
AUGGAUGGUAUGGGGAAGACUAACCCGAUGUACCGUCCACUUAACAGUUACCACCAGCAGGGAAGACACGAUAAAUACUACCCCGGGGAACGCUCGGACAGGGAUAACAUAUACGAGGACGAGCUGGCUUAUGAUGAAGGAAGAUACUAUAGAGUGCUCAACGAUCCCGAAAGUAGGUCAAAGGCAUUGGUGUACCAACCCUCUAACAUGUCGAGUCCUGAAAAGAGAACAGAAACUACGUCUCAAGUUGAGGAUCUCGCUUCCAAGCCUCCAUCAUAUAAUAGGAAACAAGAGAUGGAGCAUCAUCCCUUUCACGAUAUGGUCAACACAGAACAGCCGUACGCAAUCAGACGACCGCAGCUCAUAAGAAAUGCGAUACCGAUAAAUAGACUGACGUCAGACACAGUUCAGAGUGUACCACAUGGAAAGUUUUAAAAAAUAUCUUCGAAAAUAAUUUAGUAUGCUUAUCCGCUUCAGGAUUGAGAAUUGAUUUAAAUAUGUAAUUCCAACAUAUGAUCAGGUUGUUAUGUGUUAAAUAUAACCUCUUCUGAGGUGAAGCUCUGAAUAGACUUUUUGUGUUUAUCCUUAUAAAUUAAACUACACAUUUGAAAGACAGUCGUUUAUACUGUCAAUUAUUUAUGUUUUGCAUGUGCUUUAUUUCUUGAACUAUGACGCAAUAUUUUGCUACAUAUGUAGCUUUUUUUUUUUUAGAUUUGCAAACUUUCUAGUGAUUAAGGUUGUAAUUCAGAUGUGCGAGAAAUAGUCAAAUAGGCAAAUACCUGUGCUUGCAAAUCAACCCAAAAUAAUAUUCUCGUAAAAAAUAAGCGAUUUACAUCAGCAAUACUUUGGAGAAAAAGCUCAUAUAAAGCAACUUAUUUAAUCUGACUGAUUAUAAAAUGAGUACGUAGUAUAUUGGCUUUUAUGAACUACAUGUAAGCUUAAAUUGAAUUAAUAAUAUAGAUUGUCUCAAAGGUACUGUUGAUUCAUUCAUUGUUAUAGUUUUGAUGCUCAAAAUUAAAACAUAUUGCACAGAUCUUUUGUGAAUCGUGAGAUCAAAACAUUGCUCCUUGCGGGGCAAGAAGUGGGUGAAAUUAUAUCUGUCACAUAUCAAUAAUUUGAAAAUUGUUUUGCACUGAAGCAAGAGUAUAUUACAGAAAUAAAAGCAUUAAAAAUGUGUAGUUGUAUUAAGUUAAUUCAGUUUGUGUGAGUUUUAACAUGACUACAUGUCAGCAUUUAAAAAAUAUUUUUUGAUGUUUUGUUGAAAUCGUUGUGUGAUUUUUAAUACGGUAACAUGUAAUGUAUUUUAAAACAAUGAGUAUUUUUUGUUGAUUUGUUGAAACCUUUGUGGCGAUUUAAUUUCUUUGAAUGACCAUAUGAGUAUUUAAUACUCUUGAAAAUAUGUGUAAUUAUUAUGCUUUUGUUUCAAUUUUUGCUAUAUUUUUUUUGUUUUAAUUUUUUUUUGC